Messenger RNA from Linum tenue, 909 nucleotides. The record is from the annotation of a GenBank genome assembly. NCBI's taxonomy places the organism in Eukaryota, Viridiplantae, Streptophyta, Magnoliopsida, Malpighiales, Linaceae.
AUGAUGCAAGACUCUGUGUCGGAAGCACAACCAGGACAGGCGAAUGGGACGGCGAUUGGCCUACUCUUUUCAUGUGUCAUGGGAUCGCUACAGAAGGCGACGACUCUGAAUCAAUCUCUUCAAUGGACUCCGGUGGGAGAAGACGAUCUGGUGCCUGGUGAUCGAAAUGGGAAGCUAGCACUCACAGUUUUGGCAGAAUUCAAAGGAAGGGUAUGUGCCCCUUGGCAAAGAAUGAUCUUGAUUCGGUUACUUGGGUUGAGGAUUGGUUUUGCUACCCUCUGUAAUUGGCUCGGUAGCUUAUGGCCUCCUACAGGCACAAUGGAAGUCAAGGAUCCGGAUCACGAAUGCUUCCUUGUUAAGUUGGAAAAUGAACAAGAUUACUUUCGUGCUCUGACUAAUGGAGCCUGGAAAGUCAAGUACGAGAACCUCCCCGAGGUCUGCUUCAAAUGCGAGAAGAUUGGACACAACUCAGGUACAUGUCCCCAGAAUAAAACAACUUAUUCGUCGUCCCAAGAGAAUCUCGUCGGAUUGUCACCGCCGGCAAGCCCGUCACCUUCAUCAGAAGACUCCAAUUUGGGGUUUAAGCCGUGGAUGUUGGCAACGAGAAAAACAUGGCGGAAUUCAGGGGAUGCGCAAAGAAAAGGAAAGGUGGAGCAGCAUACAGGGACACAAUUCACAAUUGCCAAAAAUAGAAACUGCGAAACAACUGGUAAGGAAGCGAAUCAAUCACUGCCUCUUUUGGCGAUCUCCAACGGUCCCUCACCUCAACAAAGUUCAGCCCCAGAAAGGAUGGUGGCUAAUGGGAAGAAAAGUGGCGAGGAUGCGAAGAAAGGAAAAGGAAAGGUGACUAAUGAAAUUAUAAGGAAAGGGAAAGGACUUCUUAGGUCGGGGCCCAAUUCAGGAAACUGA